GCCAUGAUGCGUCCGCUCGCUUGGUGCUUCGUGGGCUGGGGCAUGGCCACACCUGCGAGAUGGCUGGAAGGCCUCAAUGUGUUGGAGGGCAAAACCUAUCCGCACCAUCCAGUGAUGCUGCAAGUUCCACAGCAGAGUUUCAAAAUCGAGCCUGGCUUUGUGAUGGACCUUUGUGGCUUAAAGGUUCCACACUAUUUUGACUGCACAAACCUUUGCAAUCGCAGCAACUUCCAGUGGCUUGGAGAUGAGUUCAACUACUACCGUGACGUUCCAUCGCGGCGGCUGGCGUGCCUGGAACAUCAAGCCCACAGUUUAGCAAAGCUGUCGCAUAUCCAGGUGAGGCUGCCGCUCAUAGACGAUGACUAUGGUGAACAUGUGAGCGUGUACCAGUCCAUGCUGAGACAUCGCCAUGGCACGUUUCGCGUUAUGGAGCUGGGUGCUCGCUGGGGUACCUGGGCGGCCCGAGCUAUCACCUUCCUGCGCGCGGUAAAACCAGAGGUAUUGCAUGAGGCUUAUUUUGUUGAGCCUGCUCGGCGGUCUUGCGGUGCAGUGGUGCAAGUGAUGAAGUUGAAUGGAAUUCGUUAUCAACUUCGGUGCACUUUGGCAACACCCGAGGUCUUCCUGGAGAUGAUGCAAGGUAUUGAUUUCAUGGACCUCCUUCACGUAGAUAUCCAAGGGGCCGAAGACAAACUGUUCACUGACCCGCGGGUUGCGCAAGUGCUGCGGAAACACGUGGCACGAAUCAUCCUGGGAACCCAUAGUGAGCUCAUUCAUAGCAAACUCGUGCUUUGGCGUGGCUGAACUAUACAAAGACUGGAUUCCUAUUUUCUCUUUGCCAACUGGCCCUGGCCAUGUGGCAUGCCUUAUGGAGCACUUCCGCCAAAAUGGUACCGACUUCGGCCCAAGUGUGGAGGAUUGGAACCGCGUGCGCGAGCGGAAAUGCUUCCAUCCGACUCCGCAGGGUGGAGUGGUGAACAUGGAUGGCCUGUUAGUUUUGGACAACGUGCGCUGGGUGGAUGAAGCCAAGGCCUUUUCCUUGAAUGAUACAGAUCUGCGAAUCGAUGAUUUGAAAGCUUGACCCCGGCGUGUCAUGUUGAAUGUGUUUAACGGACACGAGCAUGUUCUCGUGAGCUGCAACGAAAAUCGACCGACCCUCAUGAAGGUGAGCGGGGGACGCCACUUUCGGGGCUGAUUCAACCAUCACCUUUGAUAUCAAUUUACUUUGCAGAGUUGCACUUGAUUGUGGGUGUGUGGGUUGAGCCACACUCAUGUAGUGUGAAGCAAUACACACUGUAUGUGUUUCUUCGGUGUUUUUUUUCAAACAACCUUGUUUUGAAAAGGACCUUUGGGCGACAAAGAUGCGUGUGAAAA
Cladocopium goreaui is the source of this 1371-nucleotide messenger RNA. Lineage: Eukaryota; Dinophyceae; Suessiales; Symbiodiniaceae. The record is from the annotation of a GenBank genome assembly.